This is a messenger RNA of Anopheles gambiae (African malaria mosquito), 1084 nucleotides long. RefSeq names its product DNA replication complex GINS protein SLD5 (gene Sld5). Gene Ontology annotation, biological process: DNA-templated DNA replication; double-strand break repair via break-induced replication. The transcript has 2 exons. NCBI's taxonomy places the organism in Eukaryota, Metazoa, Arthropoda, Insecta, Diptera, Culicidae. The coding region runs from base 121 to 819 and encodes 232 amino acids. The record is from RefSeq and is a predicted model, not a curated record. Gene Ontology annotation, cellular component: GINS complex.
UGUUGUGCUACCUCCUCCAAUCUGGUUUCAGCUGUUCCGGUAAUUGUCAUCAUAUUCGCGCGCGAAUCGAAACGAGCCAAGUACGGGCCGGUCGAACACAACUUUGAAUAAUCGCAUUGCAUGAUGGAACAUAGUGAUUUUGAGUCGGAAAACACCGAUUUGCUUCGCAAUGGAACAAGCAAUGCUGACGUCGACGCUGAAUUCGAAGACGACGAAGAAGAGAUACAAAUGUCCUCACAAGAGGUCCUGGAAGCUCUUCAGCGAGCUUGGAUAAAUGAAAAGUUUGCUCCCGACCUGCUGCCUUAUGAAGACGCUCUGGUGGAAAUGGUCAUGAUACAGCUUGUGCACAUGGAGGAAAAUCUGGCCACGGCAAACAAGAACGAUCUGCUCUACAUCGUACACCGGAUGGAGGUGGAAAGGAUUAGGUUCAUAGUGGCAAGCUAUCUGCGCUGCAGACUGCAAAAGCUAGAAACAUACGCGCCACACAUUAUCGAAGUGGAGUCUGGUAGGCCACGCAACUCUAAACGCCUGUCGGCUGCUGAGCAUAAGUUUGCCGUAGAUUUUCACGAGAGCGUUGAAACCCAUUUCAACGAGCUAGUCACUCGCCACAUGCCACAAAACCACCAAGACGAUGAACGGGCGCGCCGGGUGAUUCCCAACCUGGAUACGCACGUGUUUGCCCGAGCCAGGCAGGAUGUCGGAGAAUAUUCAUUGGCCGGUGGUGAGCUUUCCGUCAACAUACGGGCCGGAGCGGUGCAUCUGUUCAGGUAUUGCGAUAUUGAACCAUUAAUAAUAGAGGGUCAGCUGGAAUUAAUUUAGCAUGCGCCACGGAACACGACCCAGCAUGCCUUUCAGCGUAUGUAGGCCAAAGGGAGUCAGAGGAUUGUUUGUAUUGCACAAUAUGGUUGCUAUGGCAAUGUUAGGGUAGUUGCGUCGUAACAAAAAUACUUUUUCUACCUUCGUGUCUGAGUAAACAGUGGCCAAAGUGAUACAAAUUAUUUGUGAGGAAAAGUCGUGUCGAUCAGGAAUGAAAAUAAAAUAAGUAAUUGUCAGCAAAGCACAAGGCGCGGCGCAAAUAAUACAA